AUGGCGACGUUCACGGCGCGUCGGGGCGAGCCGGCGCUGGUGCGGCCGGCGAGGCCGACGCCAACGGAGACGAAGGCGCUCUCCGACCUCGACGACCAGUGGACGCUGCGGUUCUACGAGUCCAUCGUCGGCUUCUUCCGCGCCGCGCCGGGCGAGGCGCCGCCCAGGCCGGGCAAGGUGGCCAGGGGCGUCAAGGCGGCGGUGGCGGCCGCCCUGGUGCACUACUACCCGAUGGCCGGCCGCCUGCGGAGGCUCCCCGGCGGGAACAGGCUGGCCGUCGACUGCACGGGAGAAGGCGUGGCUUUCGUGGAGGCCUCCGCCGACGUGCGGCUCGAGGACCUCGGCCAGCCGCUGGUUCCGCCGUACCCGUGCGUCCAGGAGUUCCUCGGAGACUGCGGUGACACCAGGGAUGUGCUUGCCAAGCCUUUGCUCUUCCUGCAGGUGACACAACUAAAAUGUGGAGGGUUUGUCAUUGGGCUUCACAUGUGUCACUGCAUUGCUGAUGGUUUUGGUAUUCUUCAAUUUAUCAAAACUAUAGCCGAUUUUGGAAGUGGCGAACUUAUCCCAACCACUUUGCCCGUGUGGAAAAGAGAUAUCUUCACAGCGCGCAUGCCACCGUCCGUCGCUCAUGUUUACCCGGCGUAUAAACCAUUUCUUCAUGGGUUAGAGUGCUCAGGAGACGACGUGAUGCUAUCAACUCCCCCAGAAUGCAUGGAAGUGCAAUAUCUAUUCUUUGGGCCAAAUGAGAUAGAAAUUCUGAGAAGCCACGUCCCAGAACAUCUCUCUAAAUCGACUACAACAUUUGAGUUGAUUACGGCUGUGAUGUGGAGGUGCCGCACAUUGGCACUGGGCUAUGAAUCUACUCAAAAAGUCCGUGUCAUGUUUACAUUAAAUACACGUGGGAGAAGCAUUAACGGUGAAAGCGCUGUCCCGCGUGGGUACUAUGGGAAUGCACAUUUCUCUCCUAUGGUCGAGGUCACCGUCGAGGAGUUGGCUGCAAAGCCGCUCGGGCAUAUACUUGAGCUCAUGCGCCAAGUCAAGUUGGACACCACGAAGGACCGCAUCAAGUCAAUGGUGGAUUUGAUGGCGUUGUGGCGAGAGCGGUCACCUUUUGGUAUGGAUAGAACAUAUGAGGUUAGUGACACAAAGUGGGUUGGAGGCAAUGCGCUGCAAUUUGGGAAAGCCGAGCUGGUUGCUGCUGGCACACCACAUGCUGGAGAUUUCACUUCAAAGCUGAUAAGCUAUCAUACCAAGUGUAAGAGUAAAGAUGGCCAAGACUCAACUGUGGUAUCAAUCCUGCUACCAAAACCAGCAAUGGAGAAGUUCACAAAGGAGAUGGCAUUUUGGCUCAAGAAGUAAAAUGGACAUAUCGUAACAAGUCCAUAUGUUGCAUGUGUAUGUUAUUUACUUCAUUUAGUAUUAAGGUCCAAACACCGACCAUAGUUGGUUAUAUG
This is a messenger RNA of Hordeum vulgare subsp. vulgare (domesticated barley), 1454 nucleotides long. RefSeq names its product acyl transferase 1-like. The record is from RefSeq and is a predicted model, not a curated record. The transcript has 2 exons. NCBI's taxonomy places the organism in Eukaryota, Viridiplantae, Streptophyta, Magnoliopsida, Poales, Poaceae. Bases 1 to 1359 code for a protein of 452 amino acids.